AUGACCAUGACACUGGUCCCCCACGAUCCUCGCGAUGCCGAGGACGCCCCGUUCCUCCCCAGCGCCGACAGCGCCGACAGCGCUAGCAACAGCAAUUCCUCCCCCUGGGACCGCAAAGAGCGCAAUGAACCCCAUGCGAUCGAUCCGAAACUCCGUCUCCGCCUCAUGGUGACCCUGUUCGCCAUGGUCCUGGCCAUCGAAGUCGGCAUCGUCAUGGCCGGCGGACCAAUGACCCAGAUCUAUGAGUCCAUCACCUGUCGCGAGUUCUAUGCCCGCACCGAUCCGUCCCACAUUGGCCCCAGUGGGUAUGUCGAAGAGUCGCAGUGCAAGCUCAAGGAAGUUCAGUCUGAGUUGGCGGCCGUCAAGGGGUAUAUGGAAUUCUUUGACGGGAUUUUGAGCGUCUUUAUGGCCAUCCCGUACGGUUUGAUGGCCGAUCGCUCCGGCCGCAAGCCAACCAUCAUGCUCAGUAUCCCCGGUUUCUUCCUCAACGGCUUGAUCAAUCUCGUCGUCAUCUGGUAUUCUGACGUGCUCCCGCUGCGGGCCGUCUGGGUUUCGUCCUUGGCCUGGUUGAUCGGGGGAGGACCCGUCGUGGCCUUUGCCGUCUCGUGGACCAUGAUGUCCGACGUCACCACCGAAGAAGAAAGGGCGCCCAUGUUCUUCAAGUUCGGCGUCGCCAGUAUGGGGGCCGACUUUGUCACCAGCUUGGCGAGUUCCUGGCUGAUGGCCAUGAAUCCGUGGAUUCCCCUGUUGGCGGGGUGGUCAAUCGUGAUGGGAGGGGUCUGUCUGACACUGACCCUGCCUGAGACCAUGCACACAGUACGCGCUCAUCCUUCGUCGCCGUCUCCCAGCAUCGAGCUCUCUCGAUGGUCGCACGAAGACCUGGAGAGUCACACAAGGCGGGUUUCGAAGGAACCCGGCCCAGACGACUGGAACGAUUUCGAGUCUCCCAAAGAGGGCGAAACACGACUCCCGCGAGGCGGCCCUAGCACACCACCCCCGAUGAUCGUCAAGCUCGUCGCCCGGUGUCGCGCCUAUCUGACACCCUAUUCCUUCAUCUUUCGCAACAAACACUUCACGCUUCUCCUCUCCGCCUUUCUCGUCUAUCGCCUGAGCCGCGGCUCCUCCUGGUUCUUAGUCCAGUACAUCUCCACCCGCUACCACUGGAGCCUUGCGCGGGCCAACUUUCUCAUGUCCUGGAAGCCCGCCCUCACCAUCCCACUUUUUCUCUGGAUGCUGCCAGCCAUCUCCCGGCGGCUCCUCCGCACCAUGAAAACAAAUCAGAAGGACCUGUACCUCGCCCGUGUCAGCAUCAUAUUCCUCAUAGUAGGCACCCUGGGCAUCGGCCUGUCGCCAACAAUCGCCACGCUGAUCCCCAGCCUAAUCGCCCAGACCGCCGGCGCAGGCUUCGUCUUCCUUACGCGAUCCCUCGUCACAACGCUCGUCCGGCGCGAAGAAACCGCCCGGCUCUUCACCAUGAUCGAAGUCCUCCAGUCCGUAGGCAACGUCGUCGCCAGCCUGUCCAUCACAGCCGUCUUCCAGAUCGGUCUAGAGAUGGGCGGGGUCUGGAUCGGCCUCGCGUGGAUGAUGACAAGCACAGCAUUUACCCUGGUCGGGCUAGCCAUUUGGCUGUUCCGGCUGCCUCCCUCCCCGGUGGAAGAUGGCCAUUUCGACGAUCUCUGA
Aspergillus candidus is the source of this 1680-nucleotide messenger RNA. RefSeq names its product putative MFS transporter. Gene Ontology annotation, molecular function: transmembrane transporter activity. The record is from RefSeq and is a predicted model, not a curated record. Gene Ontology annotation, biological process: transmembrane transport. Gene Ontology annotation, cellular component: membrane. The transcript has 3 exons. The coding region runs from base 1 to 1680 and encodes 559 amino acids. Lineage: Eukaryota; Fungi; Ascomycota; Eurotiomycetes; Eurotiales; Aspergillaceae.